UUCAAUAAACAUAUGAUUGAAAACAACAAUUCUUGUUGUUUUCAUGUUUUUCGUGACCAUCGCUGACACAACUUAUUGUAUUAAUUGAUAAGAUGGCCAACAAAUCACAUACCGAUGUAAAUCUGUUUCCCAUCGAAAUACCCGCUUCUGUCAAAUCACUCGCAAAACUAUUGCCAUCAAUGGAUGAUUCACUUCUUCAUCAGAUUUGUGUUUUAUGUAAACAAUAUUUGAAAGACAAGUGUUUCGAUAGUAAAGGAUAUCUUUCGGUCAAACAGACGUGUCUUAGCAAUGAUCUGUUGGACACAAAAAGCUUUGAUGUAUUAGUCAAUGCAAUACUAAUGCUUGCUAUCAAUUGUCAUAAUAAUUACCACUUCUUCGACUCGCAUCUCAUAGAAAACUAUUUAAUAAAAAGUCUAAAUUUGAACCAAAAGUUUGUCAAACUAUUUCUGAAUGAUUUAUUUGACGACAACAUUGUUGGUGUCGAUGGCAAAAGUUUUUCAGUUACCAGAAGACAGUCAUAUGUCUUGCGAUCGAUUCGAUGGCGAAUUGAUGUCUCCAUCUCUAACCCAAUGGUCUCAAGAAUUAUGGAACCAUUGAUAGUAUUUGAGUUGAAUGUUAUGCUUAAUAACAGCUCUGAUAAAGACUUGUUUGUCGAGAAAGUGGUUGUCUUUGAGUGCAAAAUAUCAGAGUUUCAUAAAUUGCGGUUUAAUAUCGCAAAUGUUGUCAAUCGACUCAAUCAAAUCCAUCUUUAA
Molecule: messenger RNA, 752 nt
Organism: Oppia nitens
Lineage: Eukaryota; Metazoa; Arthropoda; Arachnida; Sarcoptiformes; Oppiidae
Gene: LSm-4
Exons: 1
Coding region: 93-752 (219 amino acids)
Cellular component (GO): nucleus
Source: RefSeq, a predicted model, not a curated record